Sander lucioperca (pikeperch) is the source of this 4013-nucleotide messenger RNA. It is a transcript of the gene sema7a, whose product is annotated as semaphorin 7A. Lineage: Eukaryota; Metazoa; Chordata; Actinopteri; Perciformes; Percidae. Gene Ontology annotation, biological process: positive regulation of ERK1 and ERK2 cascade; positive regulation of axon extension; positive regulation of cell migration. The transcript has 15 exons. Gene Ontology annotation, molecular function: chemorepellent activity; semaphorin receptor binding; integrin binding. The record is from RefSeq and is a predicted model, not a curated record. The coding region runs from base 131 to 2092 and encodes 653 amino acids.
AAAGGAGGCUAGGCUAGAGUAGAUCCUGCAGAGGCUAUCUCCCCGCUAGAUAAGCACCUGUCUGCUUUUUUACCAGGCCGUCAUUCUGCGAACAGAACAGAAGGACAUAUUUACCCUUUUAAGGCGCAAAAUGAAGCGAUUUGUUUACAUUGUUUGGUUUGCUGUGGAUUUUCAGUUUGUCCUCAAUUCCCCGACUCUUGGAUUUAAAAAUAAUCCCAGACUUCUAAGCAAAGGUAUAACCAAUGAUGUAUUUGAAUACCAGGUCUAUCAGAACCACAGUGUGUUCUUCUAUCAUGAUGACUAUGAGGAGAUGUACGUUGGAGGCACCGAUUUUGUGUUGAAACUUGAUGUGGAUAACUAUCAUAUUAUAGAGAAAUUUCUUCUGAAAACCCACUGCCAAGAGGGCCAAUGUGCAAAUGUCAUCACUGUGAUCGAGAAGUUUCAGGACAGCCUGUUUGUCUGUGGAACAAAUGGACACAAACCACAGUGUUGGAAGCUUGUGAGUUUUUCUUCAGUGAACAACCAGUCUCAUGAAAUAGUGGAGAGUUAUGAGGGGACUGGCAUCUCUCCGUUCGUGUACACACAUAACUCCAUAUGCCUCACAGUAGAGGGGGAUCUAUAUACAGCAGCACCUUUGAAUGCUGAUGGAAGUUCAUUACAAUUCAGAAGGAAAGCUGGCAGCAGAACUAAUGUCUGGAUGUAUGACAACUGGGUCUUAGAGCCCACGUUCAUCUCUGCGUCCUGGGUGAAGCGUAGGGAAGACCCUGACAACGAGAAAAUCUACAUCUUUUUCCGUGAAAAGAACUCUGAUCACAACCGGGAGGCUGACCCCUGGAUAUCGAGGGUUGCCAGAGUUUGUAAGGUAGAUGAAGGCGGAUCAAAAAGAUUCUUCCAAAACAUGUGGACAUCUUUCCUCAAAGCGCGGCUUGUCUGUGGGUUUCCAGAGGAGUCGCUGUAUUUCAACCGACUCCAAGACAUUUAUGUGAUGCACGCUGAGGACUGGCAUGACACAAGAGUCUAUGCCCUUUUCACAAGCAGCUGGAACUCCACAGCAGUGUGCAUCUAUUCAAUUGGAAUGAUUGAAGAAAUAUUUGAGAACUCAACUUUCAAGGGCUACAACGAAGUCAUUCCCAAACCAAGGCCAGGAACGUGUGUAAAAAACAGCAGGACCCUGCCACUGGCCACUGUCAAUAUGGUGAAGGAUUACCCAGAGAUGACUGACUGGGUUCACUCUGUGCAUUAUAGAGCUCCAUUUUAUAUAAGCAGCAACAACUACACCAAGAUCGUUGUGGACCGAGUCCAGGCAGCAGACCAGCGCGUGUAUAACAUUCUGUUUCUGGCUACUGAUUCUGGAAAGAUCCAUAAAGUCUUAGAGGCUGGGUCAGAACCUUUCAUCAUCUCUGAAACGCAACUCUCCAGCCGUUCAGCCAUACAAUCAAUGAAGCUGGACUCCAAAAAGAAAAGGUUAGUGGUGGGUUUUUCGGAGAAGAUUUCUAUCAUGGAUCUCCAGAAGUGUCAGGAGAACAAGUCCUGUGCAGAUUGUGUUCUGGCUCGGGACCCGUACUGUGCCUGGACGACGUUUGGGUGUACCCCAACUGUCCCUGGGGGCAUUCAAAAUAUCAUUGAUGGGAACAGAACUGUGUGUCCUACAUCAGUAGAAGAACAAAAACAAGUAAACCGGACCAAACGGGAGACGGCUCCACCAUCACCAGUGGAUUUGAGGACAGCUCACUCUGUCCCACUGGGUGUCUCUUUCUAUCUGUCCUGUCCUAUAGACUCUUACCACGCUGUUUACACCUGGGAGCAUGGAGGCCAGAGCAGCCCUUGUCUGCAAAUGCAGUCUAACUGCCUGCACCUCAUCCCCAACAUGGCACAAGAGAACUAUGGCGGCUACAAGUGUAUUUCCAAAGAGAAAGACUACACUAAAGUGGUGAAAACGUAUCAGCUUAUAGAGCAGAUGAUCCCAGAUACAAAUGAAAAAACUGACAGAAGCAAUUCCUUUGGCAGAACAACUGAUGCAUCAGCUGUGGUGCAGCAGAAAGCAUGGAUCACCCUUGGACUGGCUGUAACAUUGUUGGGGAUUUUCAGAUAGGUGCAUCCGCAAAAAUGACUAUUUAAACGUUACACUCCUUUCUCUUUGAAAAGCUUUUCUGCUGUUCCAGAUCUCAUGUUUGAAAAUCUAACAUCAAAAUCCCCAGGCCCUUUGUCCUUGCCAUUGCUCUCAGGCCAGGACGCAGGCAACAUUAAAGGAAAUCCACUUUAACACCAGCAGGACACGCCUGCUGAGAACCUAGCACCUUAUUUGUGCAAGCGGUCACACAGCUGUGUUUGGCAAAAAAAAAAAAAAAAAAAAAAAAAGUUUUCAAGUCUGCAGGAAAAUGCUGUAGCCAAGUUUCUUUUUAAAAGAGAAGCCAGAACAGGAAGAGGUUGGUUUGAUGGCGAGAAGGAAUUUCUUUUAACAAGAGCUAAAUCCAAACCAAAGCACACUUUAAAAUGUUAUGAUCAUGACUGCAAAAGCUUCAGGUCAGAGAGUACAGUAGACAGUAAGUAGGUGUGAUGGAGUAGUGCGCGAACAUGUUGAGGCCAGCUUUUUGAUCUGUGGUCUAUUAGAGGUCAGAAAAAGGUAAAGUUCCUGUGUAAAUUCCCUCUGUGCCCCACUCAAGUGCACUGCUGACAGAUUAUUUGUUUUAGAUUGUUAUGGGAAGGGUGGAGGCAGCCAGGGACCCUCCCUGAAUUUCCAUGUUGAAAAAUAGCCACCUUGUUUAAUUUCCACUUCAAUGUUGACAAAAAAGUACAUUUGAUUGAAUAACACAACAUAUAUUUUUGCAGUGACAAAGAGAAACACAUCAAUAUUAGCUGCAGUGUGAGCGAUGGAGAUUAGUCCCACAUUCCACUUGAAGCAGAACAGAUUUUAGUUGGUUGUUGAAGGUGAUAGAUACAUUGAAGUUUUAUAUAAGCUACUUUUCCAGUCAGUUAUUUAUAUUAAAGUGAGAUUAUGUAACUUUUGUCAUACAGUAGCCACUGUUGCCACAAGUGAUAAUUACGGGAUAAAUGCUAAAACAGUACAACACCAGCAAGAGUAGAGAAAAGUAAGAGAACAGGCUUAGUAAUGGCCAUUAUGGAGCAAUAUCUGGCUAAAGUCUGCUAACAUUAGCAACUAAAAGCUACCAAUAGAUCAUAUUGGGCCAACCCAAGUAAGGCUGUAGCAGCAAACCCUUCAUGUAUUGAAUUAAGCAGUGUUGUGUUUUAUUGCUUACGGAUUCAACUGACAUAGUCUCAAUUUAAACAAGAAAUUAUUCUUUAAAAUGUUUAAAAAACGACUAAGCUAAAUAUAUUUAUUAAGUUAAUAGUAUUUUGACAAGAUGUUUUGUUUCAUACUGGAGAUUGUUAUACAUGCAAGCAGCAUUGUGUCCUUAAAAAGUAAUAUUUUGUAUAAUGAUUAUUUGAAAAUGCUCCUUAAAAAUGUACAGUAAGUGCAUACGAUUGAUUUCCUGCUCAUUCAAAUAAAAAAAGGAGUCAUAGUCACGUCUCUCUUCGAUCCACUCAUAAGUGGUUUCAAGAAGGUAGUUUAUUCAUCCUUAGUAGGUCAUUCCUUCAUCAGACAUGGCACUCAGUAAACCAUGUGCAGACUGGUCAGAGUACAGGCAACAACUAAAGAUCUUUAGCUUAAUCUGUUUUAUUCCUGGAUCUAAAGUCUCAACCCUGCUAAUGACGACAAAGUGAGUACAUCUUGCUUAUACAAAGAAAGAAAAUAAAACACAACUACCCUGUAUCCCUCCAGCCAUCACUCCACAACCACCCAUGUAGAAAUCCUGCAUUCAUGUCCAGAUUUUCUUUCAGAUUAAGUAGUUUAAAAGCUUCGUUAGAAUUUUCCUGCUGUUUAUAUUGCUGUCAUCUAAAAUUAACCUUACACAUCUACAUCAGUCAAAUCUGAUUUUCAGAUUUUGAAUACUUCUAAAUUUUCCACCUGACACAAAAAUAAUCUGGGAUUUUUUUAUGUUAGUGAGUUGAGA